UUGUCUGUAUUAAGGUAUUAGAUUGUAUAAGUCAUACUGGUUAUAAUUUGGCUCCGAUUUUUUCUUUUUAUAUGCAAAUGUUUUGAUUGAUAUUCAGUUACUAGUUGCAGCAGUUUAUUCCUUUCUUAGCGAGAAGGAAUUUUCCUCUAUGUAUUCUGUAUGUUCAGGUAAUUUGCCCGUGGCUACACAGCUAGUAAUCCUGUUAGUUUGGCUCAAGAACACACUCUUUUAAUGAGUAUUUUAUACCACCUUUCACACACUCUCAAAAUCCUUUGCCAUAUAAUUGGAUUUUGCUUUUGAAGGCCUAAACAAUACCAAAUAUACAGUACCUUCAUGCUUAAAUGAUUUCUUAUCUAGGAGCAUUUUCCUGUACAUGAAGAGAGAAUUAAACCUUGAGUUGGAAAGCACACUUGGAAGACUUUCUCUGACCUAUAUUAAGCAAUCUUUAGCCAUCUUGGGGCAGCCUGAGAUGCUAUGCUUUCAGACAUACCAAUGUGAUGGAAAAAAAUAGACAUUGGAGUUGGACUGCCAUGUCCAAAUACUAGCUCUGCUGCUUACCAGUAGUGUGCCCUUGAACAAGUUACUCAGCCACUUUGUGUCUUUGUUUCCUUUUUGGCAAAGUGAAGAGAAUUAAGCACCUACUUAAUGAGUUUUUGAUAAAAACUACAUCAGGGAAUACACAUGAAGUGUUCAGAAUAGCUUGCUACUUGAAAUAAGAGCCAACAGGUAUGAAUCCCAUUCAACUUCCUGCUCCAUUACCUAAUUUAUAGGCAGUCCUAAUCCAUACCUAAUUAAAUGUUUUUACUUUCUCAGAAAACAGAAAAGGAUUGCUGAACAGUGUUGAGGCACAUUGGAGAUUUUGAUAGUUGUAGCAGUUAUUUUUGUCAUAUUCAAAAACUCUGCUCCCAUAGUAGAAAAAGGUGAGUGGUUAGAGGAAUCUAGGAUUUAGGACCUUGUGUAGCGCAGGAACGAUAGAAGAAAGGGUAAGUAAGGUGAAGGGAUUAGUUGAGCUGAUGUAGUACAGGGCCAAGGUUGAUUAGGGAGGGAAAUGAUGUUAGAAAACAGAAAAGGGUGGACUCAAGAGAGGAAUCAUCAUAAAGUUCAGAAGUAAGGUUGAGAGCGUUGCUGAUUAUGUUGCCUGGAUACCUAACCUAUUCUUGGUUGGAGAGACAGUUGUGAGGGGUAGGAUCCUGACUUGGAUUGGCUGAGGUAAUUAUUUUUUUCCCUGAUAAUUUUUUCAGCUCUAAAGUGUGCAUACUUGUUUUUGGAUCUGCCUCUCCUACCAAAGCCCCCAAAGAAUAGCAGUAACCCAUAGGAAUCAUGAAAUAACUUAUGAGCUGAACACGUAGAUUAUGUUCCCCUCUUUUCAGAGUAUAGUUGACAUCCAGUAAUCAACAAUAAAUAGAUUAAAAAAAAUCACAGUAAUAUUUUGUUUUCUAACUCUUCUCAUGCUUUUCUUCUUAGGGGCAUUCAUUCUUUCAAAUACGUAAUUUUUUUGGAAAAAGGAAUGAUUAAAAGGUAGAUAUAAUAUAGCAGAUGCUGAUGAUCUUAGAUUUCUUAUAUAAGAGGUCUUGGUAUUAUGUUUUUAUACAGCCUACCCAGGAUUAAUGAGCAUACCAUUUGCUUAAUUUGUAAAUUAGUUCCGACACUUUUUACACUUCGCUGUCCAUUCUGUGUCAGUUUUUUGAUGGGUUCAUUUAAGGCUACAUUAAGCUUUCUCAUUCAUGUAGAACCUAGUUAGGCCUUUUGGUUUAUCUCAUGGACAGAGCAUAAAGUACUUGACACAAUUUGAUCUGACAGCUUUACAGUUAUGUAACGUAGAACAGAAGCUUAAAAACAACAAAAAAGAGAGAGAAGUGAGGGAUUUAUCAUAGCAACCUGUAUUUCUCCCUGGAACUUUACUACCCUUCCCCUGCCUCUAAACUGUAGUAGUAGAACCCCUGGGAGACUAGUAAUUUACAUAGUCUUAAAUUAACCAAGACUCAGAAAAAAUUCGAAGUAUUUAGGGGUGAAAAGGUCUUUAGGAUUAUCCUGUCCAGUUACAUUACUUUACCAAUGAGAGUGCAGAAGCCUAAACAGGAACAUGGCAUUCCCUGUGGAUAUGCUGGAAAAUUGCAGCCAUGAGGAAUUGGAAAAUUCUGCUGAAGAUUACAUGUCAGAUUUAAGGUGUGGGGACCCUGAAAAUCCAGAGUGUUUUUCUCUUCUCAAUAUUACGAUUCCUAUUAGCCUGUCAAAUGUAGGCUUUGUACCUCUUUAUGGUGGAGAUCAGACCCAGAAAAUUCUUGCUCUCUUUGCACCUGAGGAUUCACUGACAGCUGUGGCACUUUACCUUGCUGAUCAGUGGUGGGCUAUUGAUGAUAUUGUGAAAACAUCUGUUCCUUCAAGAGAGGGGCUUAAGCAGGUGAGCACUCUUGGGGAGAGAGUGGUUCUGUAUGUUCUGAAUCGAAUUAUUUAUAGAAAACAGGAAAUGGAGAGAAAUGAGAUCCCAUUCCUGUGUCAUAGCAGUACUGAUUAUGCUAAGAUUCUGUGGAAGAAAGGAGAGGCCAUUGGGUUUUAUUCAGUUAAGCCUACAGGAAGCAUAUGUGCCUCUUUUCUUACCCAAAGUUACCAACUGCCAGUUCUUGAUACAAUGUUUCUAAGGAAGAAAUACAGAGGUAAAGAUUUUGGGCUUCACAUGCUGGAGGACUUUGUUGAUUCCUUUACAGAAGAGGCACUUGGCGUACGGUAUCCACUGUCUUCUCUCAUGUACACAGCUUGCAAGCAGUACUUUGAGAAGUAUCCAGGAGAUCAUGAACUCCUUUGGGAAGUUGAAGGUGUUGGACACUGGUACCAGCGAAUACCAGUCACCAGAGCAUUACAGAGAGAAACGCUUAAAAUACCAGCAGUUUCUCAAAAUGAACCUAAAAGACCUAUGUCUGGAGAAUAUGGUCCUGCAUCUGUUCCAGAAUAUGAAGCAGGAACUGAAGACAAUCAGUCUAGUGAGAUGCAGCUAACUAUGGAUUCUUUAAAAGAUGCCUUUGCAAGCACUUCUGAAGGUCAUGAUAAAACAUUUGUUUCCACUCGUACUCGAAGUAGUAAUCUAAAGCGGCCGAAGAUUGGAAAGCGGUUUCAGGAUUCUGAAUUUAGCAGUUCUCAAGGUGAAGAUGAAAAGACUUCCCAGACUUCACCUACAGCUUCAAUAAACAAAUUGGAGUCUACUGCACACACCUCAGACAGCCCGGAAGAAUUUCUGGAAGAAGAACCCGAACUGAGAGGGAUUGAAUUUGAGGAUGAAAGCAGUGACAAAGAUGCAUGGCCAGCACCGGAAACCCAGCCAGAGCAAGAGAAGCAAGAUGGUGAGAAGGAAUCUGAAUUAGAGCCUAUGAAUGGUGAGAUAAUGGAUGAUUCUCUUAAGACCUCAGUUAUAGCAGAAGAGGAAGACUCCACUAGUGAAGUUCUAGAUGAAGAAUUAAAAUUGCAGUCUUUUAAUUCCAGUGAAGACCCUACAAAUCUUGUUCCACUGGUGGUAGAAUCUUCAAAAGUCCCUGAAGCAGAUGCAUCAGAUAAGACCCCACAUACAGCUGACUCAGAAAUGAUGGAUGAAGGCACAUCUGAUGAAAAGGGGCACACAGAAGAGAAACUGUCCCUACUUCCAAGAAAGAAAGCACAUCUUGGGAGUUCAGACAGUGUUACUACUAUGUCAAAUGAAGAACGAUCUGAUGGUGGUUUUCCAAACUCUGUGAUAGCUGAAUUAUCUGAAGAACCAGUCUCUGAGAAUUUAUCUCCCAACACUACUUCCUCAUUGGAAGACCAGGGUGAGGAGGGGGUAUCUGAGCCCCAGGAAACAUCUACUGCUGUUCCUCAGAGUUCCUUGAUAGAGGUUGAACUUGAAGAUGUGCCAUUUUCACAGAAUGCAGGACAGAAGAACCAGUCAGAGGAGCAGUCUGAAGCAUCUUCUGAGCAACUGGAUCAGUUUACACAAUCAGCAGAAAAAGCUGUGGAUAGCAGCUCAGAGGAAAUAGAAGUGGAAGUGCCUGUGGUAGACAGGCGGAAUUUAAGAAGAAAGGCCAAAGGGCAUAAAGGACCUGCUAAGAAGAAAACUAAGUUGACCUGAAGGAAGAAGAAAUGCAGAUGAUAAACCAUCUUCUUUGUAACAUAAUUGUUGUUUUUAAAAUAUGGUAAUUAAUAAAUAGCAUGGGGCACAGCACAAAAAUUUCCAAAAUUUCAAUUUGAACUUAUUUACUAUGCAGUUUUUUGCUUCCCUUUAGAACGUAGAAUUCACCAUUCCUUUAAUUUUUCAGGCUAUUUUUGGUAAAUGCAAUUUUUUAUUUUUAUUAAUCAUGUUUCAAUUUUGGGAAACCAGAUCAUAUUAUAUUUUAUCAGGUGGUACAUCUGACCAUUAUUUCAAAAAUAUAAUUAAAAAACUGAAAGUAGCAGCAUUUCCAUUACUUACAAGGAUCACAGAAAUCUUUUAUACUAAAGGUUUUAAUAAAGUAAAACUUGGUGAGGGUUCUCAAAGUUUUAAAUUUCAAAACUAAUCACCAUUUUAAAAAAUGUUGGCAUGCCUAAACGAGUGUCAGUAAAUUACAAUAAAUAUAACUUCAAGUAAAUGAGAGCACAAAAACAAACUAUGGUCAAAGGUUCAUGAAGAUACUUUGGUUUUGGCCUCUAGUUUUCUUCCCUCUGAUUUCAGCAUCUAUGGAAAGGUACACAUAAACUGUUUCUGAUUCAUUCUAUCAUCUGAUGUUAACAGUACUGUCAGGGAUUUAACUGUGGCAUGUGGGGACUAAUAACAUUUAAAAUUUCAUUUGCAGUAUUAGUUUGCUAUAGUUUUUUUCUGUCUGCAUAUGUGCAGAUGCCUAGAAGUUUAGACUCCAGUUUCACCUUUAAUCAGGUAAAAAUCCCAAGUAAUAUAAUUUAGGGACAUAGUUUAAUAUUGACUUCUGGCCUGAUCAAGAUUAAGAUUAAGCUGGAGAUUGUACUUUUAUCCCCACUCAGUUAACAUGUAUAUUUCAGAAAUGUGAGGCUUCUUCCUGAGGCAUCUCUUUAGAUCUUGCCACCUCCCUAAUUCUGCAGUCUUAUUUAUAUUUCCCAUAGCGUUCAUCCACUUCUCUCCAACUCAUGGAGUGAUUCUCCAAUCAACAGUUUCCUGCCUGCCGGCUUAUGCCUUUGAUGUCCAUAUUUGGGUAGGUUUGGAGGUGCAUCCCACAAUAUUAGACCUAUAUGGCAGGAGUAAAACUGCCUUGGGGAGCUAUAGUUACAAGGGCUUCAAUCAGAUUAGAGGCUUCAGUCAUCCUUUUGAUUUGUUCUGUGAGUACUGGUUGCCCGCUAGCCUGUUAAGUGUAUAUUGUGUUGCCAUAGCAAAGGCCUAGGAAAAUUUGAAAAACCCUGAACUGUUAAUUUUUAUAUAGUAAUUUAUUUAAAAAUGAACAAAAUGGUAACUCUUAGAAUCCAAAGAUAAUCUCAAAACAGUUCUACUAUUUGGAAAUAUUACACGUACUCACAUUUGCCCUUAAGUUGGAGAAUAUUUUGAGACCAUUUAGAUUGUUUUACAAAUAGCUUGAUCUUGAUCCUUAUGUGAAAGAAACAUUAUGACUUUGUGUCAUUAUUUGAGGUAGCAAAGGAUUGAUGUUGAAAGCUUAUUCAGUUUAUAUAUAGUAAGCUGAUGUCACGUCAGUAAAUUUUGUUUUGGGAUGUUGGUAUUUUCAAUCUAAUUAGUUGAGUUAAAAUCUAGCAGUCAAAAUAGUAAACCCUCCUAUUUGUGUUAGAUUUUGAACACUUCUAUUACUCUAUAUUUUCUUUAAUUAAUUGGUCAGCGGUAAGCCAGAUUGUUUCAUUCUAAAUGAAAAUUCAAGCACUUUGGCCAUUUUCUUCAACAAACGCUAAUAUUAAGUGAAAAAAAAAAAAGAUAUUAGUGAAUCUACCAAACAUUUAUGCUGUUUUAUACAUUUUAUGAGAAAUUCCUGUCAGUAUCACAAAAGGAAAUGUCCUGUUAAGAUUCAGUAAAUUCUUAACCCUUACAGUUUUCAUUUCUUAGAUU
Messenger RNA from Sapajus apella (tufted capuchin), 6019 nucleotides. RefSeq names its product family with sequence similarity 169 member A (gene FAM169A). The transcript has 13 exons. Lineage: Eukaryota; Metazoa; Chordata; Mammalia; Primates; Cebidae. The record is from RefSeq and is a predicted model, not a curated record. Bases 2084 to 4093 code for a protein of 669 amino acids.